AUGGAAACCCCAUUUCCGGUGGGGAUGGACUCGGGGGAUCGCUCAAGUCGUGAGCUUGGAGGUCCGCAUAUGGUUGUCCAGCAAUAUGCGCGAUAUCCCCCGACCUUGGAAUCAACCCUCCAGAGUGGCUCCUCUUUAGGGAGUGCUCGCAGUCAACUAGAUGUCAACAAUUCCCCUCCAUUGCAGCGAAGAGAAACACCGAGAAGUUUACAAUCGUCGCCGAGGGGCAUGCGAUCUGCAAUUCCCCAAUCAUCAACUACUCGCUCAGGGCCAUCUAUGUCUCCACCAGUAUUUGGGCCCCAACGGCAUCAACCGACCAAGGAUCCUGCUGAUCAUGCUGAUACCCGUGUUCUUCCAUCGCAAAAUGUCACUGAUGAAACCAUCGAUGAUGCAUAUGUCAUGUUUAUCCUGUAUUGCAAUCCCAAUGUUCCAUCAACCGUCGACACAUCAGAGCUAAGGAAAACCUUUCGUACCCCACCGCGAAGUGACGGUAAAAGUUUCAGCGUCUUUGCACUUUUUGAACUUAUUCGCAAGAAGGAGAACGGUGAACUGAAAACAUGGAUUGAGCUCGCAAUUCAAUUGGGUGUUGAGCCCCCCUCCAUGGAAAAAAAGCAGAGUACACAGAAAGUUCAACAGUACUCUGUUCGGCUCAAGCGUUGGAUGCGUGCUAUGCAUGUUGACGGUUUUUUCAACUAUUGUUUGAAUCUACAUCAUCCAUAUUACACCAAUCUCCCGCCUUCUGGUCCUUUUGUUAGUGAUUCUCGCGAUGGCGUACCACUAGAGGAGGAUCUCGCACUCAGAGCACUUGUACCACAGUGGAAGCCAAAACGAGGAAGAAAAAGGGCCGAAGAUAGGGAACUAGAGGAGGACAAAGCAGCAAAGCGACCUUCGCUUGAUACAACAGUGGGCGCUCUCCAACAUGGUAGCUUUCCGGCCCAUUCUGUUACAUUCCCGCAAAGCGCAAUUCCAUUCAGUGCAUUUCCCGAUGACAUGGAAUCCAAUGACCCAUGGAUCACGGCUGCCUCCUCUUUCCAAGGCGGAGUGUCAGCUCAAGGAACAGAUCAGUCUAACCAAGAUAUCCGCUGGAGACUGCCAGAUCGAGAAGCAUCACCAGCAAACUAUCCUCAAUCAGCCAUCAUUCCGAGAAGCCACCUACCAUCCGAUGUUCUCAUGUCUGCUGAGCCUCGAUCUGCUAUGACUCCAUUGACGGGCGAGAAGGCGCGCACAAGGAGACGACACGGACCGGCAGUUUCAUCCGCUUGGCCGAGUAGCAGUGGUAUAUCUGCCGGAAAAGGUAGAGGCAGGCCCCCCAACAAAGGCCCAACUUCGGGCUCCUUCUCUACCUUUCAGGUCAAUCCCAGUCGUGAAGCAUCGCACAUCCCGAAUUCUGGUACUCACACUUCUCCCCCUGCACUUGAUUCAAACUCUUCCCAGCCUUUUGAAACUCCUCCUUAUAAUCAAACACCGACUCCUAUUACACAAGGAAGGCCCAGCAAACUUCAAUUACAAGUUCCCUUACAUUCAGGGGCACCAGUACGACUUGCGACUCCUCCGAGAUUGGUAGUCAAUGGUGUCAAUGGCGCAGUUAUUUCAGGAGCUGAAGCAGCUAAUGGUCGCCAACAGCAUCACACCAUGGAAAAUACGAAUACGGGUACUAUAAGUCGAAUGUCUUCGUCGGGCGACCCUAACAAUACAAAUACCGCCUCUAGUCCUGCCAUGGACGAUAUAGUUCGCGCGCUCUCAGCCGAACUCAUACAUGCCAGACUGAUCGGAAGGGGACUUCCACUUACCCACGAUGAGACUGAAACCCUGGCCUCGGCGAUGGUGAUCAAUCUGUCUACGAUGUACUCACAUAGUCAAAUUGACAUACAUCCCUCGAUCAUGGCCUUCCACCUUGGCGUCGGACACCACUUUGGUUUCCCUGGUAGUAGUCCAGGCUCCAUGGUGGUGAGGAUAGAACAUACCACGCCAAACCCAGAUGGAAGUCGCGACCCAGCUGAAAUCAACUAUUCCAUCUCCCACGACCACAAGACCUCAGGCCAUUUCUCGAUGCAGAUCACACUUGGAAACCUUACCGACUUGGAAAGUACAAGCCUGACUUCAGGUCAUCACUCGAUCGACAAUAGCAACAUCGUGACGAACUCUAAUCUAGACGAAGAUGAUGAUCUCGGUUAUCCUGUGUCCGAGGCGACCUGGAAGCAGCGCUACUUGAAGCUUCGGGCUCAAAUGCAGAAAAAGGACAAGGCUUUGUCCAACUACAAGCGAAAGAUUGUCGAGUCCGUCAUGGCAGACAUCUGA
This is a messenger RNA of Penicillium nucicola, 2298 nucleotides long. It is a transcript of the gene abp2, whose product is annotated as putative ARS binding protein Abp2. The transcript has 2 exons. The record is from RefSeq and is a predicted model, not a curated record. Lineage: Eukaryota; Fungi; Ascomycota; Eurotiomycetes; Eurotiales; Aspergillaceae. The coding region runs from base 1 to 2298 and encodes 765 amino acids. Gene Ontology annotation, molecular function: DNA replication origin binding.